AUGCCUGAAUCGGAAUCAGGGGAUGAGUUUAACGACGAUGCCUUUAUCGUCGAUAUCGACAGCAUUCAGGCUCAUGGUAUUGGCGCUGCAGAUAUCACUAAGCUCAAGGCAAAUGGUUUCUAUACUGUUGCUUCGGUUCACGGUGCCACCCGGAAGACGCUUCUUAAGAUAAAGGGUUUCAGCGAGGUCAAGGUCGAGAAGAUCAAGGAGGCUAUACAAAAAUGCUUGCCAGCUGCAUCGGGUUUCAUAACUGCUAUGGAGUUAAGUCAUCAACGCAAGCGAGUGGUCAAGAUCUCAACGGGAAGCAAGCAGUUUGAUUCAAUUCUCGGAGGUGGUUUCCAGAGUAUGAGUAUCAGUGAAGUCUUUGGAGAAUUCCGUUGCGGUAAAACGCAACUGUCUCACACAAUGUCUGUCGUCGCCCAGCUUCCUAAGGAGAUGGGUGGUGCGGAUGGUAAGGUCGCCUAUAUCGACACUGAAGGCACCUUCAGACCAGAGCGCAUCGCUCAGAUCGCAGAGAGAUUUGGCGUCGAUCCCGAUUCUGCUCAGGAAAAUAUUGCUUACGCUCGAGCUCUGAACAGCGAGCAUCAGCUGGAACUACUCAAUACUCUGAGCAGAGAAUUCGCUGGAGGCGAGUACAGAUUGUUAAUAAUCGACAGUAUCAUGAACUGCUUCCGAGUGGAUUACUGCGGACGAGGAGAACUCGCGGACCGUCAGCAAAAGCUGAACCAGUUCUUGAUGAGACUUGCACAUAUGGCUGAAGAGUUCAACGUCUGUGUCUUGAUGACAAACCAAGUCCAAAGUGACCCCGGCGCCAGUGCUCUAUUUGCGGGAGCUGAUGGCCGUAAGCCUGUUGGUGGUCAUGUCCUUGCGCAUGCAUCCACAACACGAGUCCUCCUUCGCAAGGGUCGUGGUGAAGAACGUGUGGCAAAGAUACAGGACUCUCCAGACUGCCCUGAGCGAGAGGCGACCUAUGUGAUUACCAACGGUGGUAUUAAUGAUCCAGACAAGGUCUAA
Aspergillus viridinutans is the source of this 1014-nucleotide messenger RNA. RefSeq names its product recombinase DMC1. NCBI's taxonomy places the organism in Eukaryota, Fungi, Ascomycota, Eurotiomycetes, Eurotiales, Aspergillaceae. Bases 1 to 1014 code for a protein of 337 amino acids. Gene Ontology annotation, biological process: reciprocal meiotic recombination; DNA recombinase assembly; DNA strand invasion. The record is from RefSeq and is a predicted model, not a curated record. The transcript is spliced from 9 exons. Gene Ontology annotation, molecular function: ATP hydrolysis activity; single-stranded DNA binding; DNA strand exchange activity. Gene Ontology annotation, cellular component: nucleus; condensed nuclear chromosome.